CAAUAUUUGAGAGAAUAUUGAAAAAGAAAUACCUGAGUGCUGAAACAUUUCAUCUCCGACAUUGGAUAUCAAUAAUAUGACGUAGAUGUAGAGAUUGAAGUUCAUCCAAGAGAUCCAAAUACAAUGUUACCACUCUGAGAAGAAUCAUACAAAUUCUCAGAUCGCCAGCGAAGUUCUGGCCUCUUGAAGAUCUGCUUGUAGUACUAUAUUCUCCUGGAAAAGGUUGGGUGUUGGUUUAUUGUUUGCCAGAAUUGAAAAUAUUCUCAAAUCGCAUGAGCGCGCUUCUUUUGUAGCUAUUUCCCUACUCUGCGUGUCUGGGGACCUCGUCCAAUUUACAAGCGAAGCUCCUGGUCUCUCCGUUUCGUGUUACGUACAAUUGCCGGCAAAUAUGAGUGACUGUACGGAACUCAACAUUAUUCGAAAGAAACUUGUUGAAGCAUUGGGUGACAAAGCAGCAGC
Messenger RNA from Gryllus bimaculatus (two-spotted cricket), 459 nucleotides. The record is from the annotation of a GenBank genome assembly. NCBI's taxonomy places the organism in Eukaryota, Metazoa, Arthropoda, Insecta, Orthoptera, Gryllidae.